GUUCCAGUACCGAUUUCCCGAUUUGUUUAAUGUCAAAGUCGGUGGAGGCUGGAGAGGUGCGACCAGAGAUUUGCCAUUUCAUUUAGUGUCCACCAGUGUUUACUAAUAAUUAGAACAAUGGAUAUCUCCGUUCCUUCAAGAUUCGCUUGCUUAAAAAUCGAAGACGACGAUUUCCGUCCGGCAAGCAGCCACCACGCCAAAAAGAAGCAAGAAAAAGUGGAAACCAAGAAACCCAACAGUGCCGCAAAGGAGGCAUCGAAAAGUUCUUGGACGGCUACAAGAAAAAAGGGAAACACUACCGAAAAGCCCAAGACGGCAACAACUGUAAAGAAACCGAAGCAUAAACAAAAGGGGGAAUUUGAAAAAAAUUGGGAGGAAUGGCAAAAAAAGGACGACGAGUUUGUGAACGACGUUUUCGAGGAACAGAUGCAAAAUGCAAUUAUGCAGUCCAAGCUCGAAUUUGAGCAGCAGAAAAAAACUGUUAAAUCUGAAUCGGAACAGAAUCAGGGCAAGAAGAAAAAGGGUAAAACUAUGAGUUGGGAUCAGUUUGUUGAUAAUAAAGAGGCCAAUAUCAAAGAACAAGAUAAAUCUAAAGACAAUGAGAAGAAUUUCUUCGACGACGUUGUUCAGACGGUUAAAAAGGAGAUUACAAGAGAGAAAAUCGAAGAAAAUAGGAAGAAAAGGCAAGAGAAGUUCGAUGAAGUUGUUGGACUUGCGCAACUUCAAGAGAAAUUAGAGGAGGAAAGGCAAAGGAAUAUAAAUUUAGAGAAGCAAUUGAAGGAGGCAAGAAAAGAAAUUUCAGUUGUAAAAAAGAGAAAUACCACACUUUGCAGUAUGCUUAGUCAAGGGGAAAUGAAAGAUAAGGCGGAAGUCCUAUUGGAGCUAGAGAGACUGACAGUGGUGAAAGAAGAACUCACUGAGGAAGUCGCUAAACUUUACAAGUUAUUGGAACAGGAGAGAUCGAGCAAGACAGCAGCAACUACAAACGAGCCCCAUCUAAAGCACAACAAAGACAAGAAAAAGAAGAACAAAUAGAUUUUUGUUGCAAAUGCUUUUCUAUUUCCUGAGACUGGUUUUUGUUUUGGUUUUCUAACUAAUUUAGUUUUAGUUUUUUUUUUAUUUUUAUACAUAUAUUAAUUAAUACAUUUCUGUUCAUAACUUUUAAAUUUACUUUGUGAUACUUCAUUGAUUAUUUUUUUUCUAGAAUAAGAAGUAAAAAAGACUUCCGACCGUAUCCUACCAUGAUCGGUAUUUGUACUUUCAUACCCUUUCUCUAAAUACGUUUAUAUAUUCGGUAUAUUUAAUUAAGAUUCCUUUAAAGAGAUGUUAUAGAAAGUUUAAAAUGAUUUUGAAAUAAAUUGUUUUCGAAUUAUCUA
This is a messenger RNA of Sitophilus oryzae (rice weevil), 1376 nucleotides long. Its product is annotated as G kinase-anchoring protein 1-like. The record is from RefSeq and is a predicted model, not a curated record. Lineage: Eukaryota; Metazoa; Arthropoda; Insecta; Coleoptera; Curculionidae. Gene Ontology annotation, cellular component: Golgi apparatus. Gene Ontology annotation, biological process: signal transduction. The coding region runs from base 118 to 1035 and encodes 305 amino acids. The transcript is spliced from 6 exons.